AUGAAGGCUUCACUAAAAUUCAGAGAAGAGCAAAAACCCCUUUUCAAAGCAAAAAUACCCCUCAACAUUUUAGGAUUACCCUUUCAAUCAUCUCUUUCAGCUGGAGAUUCGAAGGAGCUUUCAUUAGGUUUAGGAACCUCCUUCGAUUCCGGCCCAUCGUUUCGCCUCUCGUAUCGUCCAAACGAUGCGUUUAACCCUUUCUCUCUCCUCGUUAAAACUGGAAUUGGGCAUUUUGGGUCUCCAAUUGAAGCUCCAAUGACUAUGACUGCCGAAUUCAAUUUCCUCGCUAAUUCGUCAUCUUCAAACCCUAGAUUUUUCCUCCAUUUUAAGCCUCAUUUUGGGGAUUUCUCGAUCAAAAAAUCGCAUACUUCUUCUUCGUUGUCGUUAUCUCCGUUCAAUUCGAUCAACCGAAACGACGCCGUUUUUGAGGCGGAGGAUAAUUCACUGGAGAUGGUUGAGAAGCCGAUUGUAGAUGCGGAUACAGGGGAUUAUUUCUCGGUGAAAAAUCCAAAUUCAGGGAGUAAAAUUACGACAUUACCCUUGAAAUCAUCGGUUGAGAGGGCCGUUGAUGGGAUGGAGUUAAGGGCAAAAACGGUACUCCCAAUCAGAAACGGCGCCGUAUUGAAGCUCCGGUGGGGGGUAAAGAUACCCGAGGGAUUCAAAUCUCUGAUGAAGAAUCCAACGGCUAAGAUGUCGCCACGUGGGAUCCCGCAAUUGGUGCUGAAUAAGAUUGGGAUUGAACACGUGGCAAAGGAGGAUAAGAAGGUGGGCCUGGGCUCGUAUAGUGGUGCUGAGCUGGCGGAGACAUGCUUUACUGUGAAACGGCAGCUUGAAACGCUGCGUUCUGAGAAUGCGGUGUUAGGGAAGGCGUUGGAUGAUUUGAAGGUUGAGUUUGGGAAUAAAGGGUUUAAGGUUAAGGAAGGAGGAGAGAGAAAAUUAAGUGAGAUUAAGGAAGUUGAUGUUAGCGUUGGAAAUUAG
Molecule: messenger RNA, 978 nt
Organism: Chenopodium quinoa (quinoa)
Lineage: Eukaryota; Viridiplantae; Streptophyta; Magnoliopsida; Caryophyllales; Amaranthaceae
Exons: 1
Coding region: 1-978 (325 amino acids)
Source: RefSeq, a predicted model, not a curated record